GUACUUUCUAUAUAUCAUACUCCAGCAUCCGCAGUUCCUUUCUACACACCCAUUGCAUUGUAGUCAGCUACUGGUAAAUAUUUGCACCUAGUUACGAUUUAAUCAGAACGCGUUCUGAAGAAAUACCGGUAGAAUAAAACGGGGAGCGAGUAUAAAGUCGGGAAGACGGGUUGCUUCUGGGGAAAGUGUCAUUGGGGAAAAACGCUACUUUGUGUUCCUUGGCAACAGUUGUGAGGCAGCUCUAACAAAAGCAGGAGUGAAAUCCCAGCCGUGUUUCCGUUCCUUUGUAUCACCAAACACCCCUUCGCGUUUUAACAAAAAAUACGGCGCGUAACAUUUACAUUUUCCUGGGAUUGUUAACUUUGCAAUAUUUGUUGGAGCGAGUGCGGUAUCUGGAGCAUACGCGAGUAAGUAAUGGAGAAAGCACAGUCCACAGCAGGGGUGUAUAUGGAGAGGACGCUGGCUCUCAUCAAACCCGACGCCAUCGACAAGGCGGGUGAAAUUGAAGAGAUCAUUCACCGCUCUGGCUUCACCAUUAUCCAGAAAAGGAAAGUCUGUUUAAGCCCGGAGGUGUGCAGUGAUAUUUAUGCAGCACAUUAUGGAAAAAUGUUCUUUCCCAGUUUAACAGCGUUCAUGAGUUCUGGGGCAAGUGUUGCCAUGGUUAUUGCCAGAGAUCAAGCUAUUGCAUAUUGGAAUGGGUUGAUUGGACCUGCAAAUAGUGUAAAGGCAAGAGAAACUCACCCUGUUAGUUUAAGAGCAUUAUAUGGGACGGAUGAUCUUAGGAACGCCGUACAUGGCAGUGGGACUUUUUCUGCAGCAGAGAGGGAAAUUCGGAUAAUCUUUCCUGAUGCUUCUAUUGAUCCAAUUCCCAACAGUCAAUCUGCAAUAAGUUACCUGAACAAGCAUGUAAUUCCUACUUUGUUGUCUGGCCUAAGUGAACUCUGCAAGAAGAAACCCACUAGUCCAAUUACCUGGCUUGCAGACUGGCUAAUUGCAAACAAUCUCAACAAGCCAAACAUCUGUGAGGAUUUUUUGGAUGAGCCCUAAAAUGGCUAUUCUGACAGUUUGGGUGAACAACAACUUCACUUCGAACAAAUAUUAACUGCAGGAGGAAUUUUACCAUCGCAGACGGAUGGCUUUGUGUUUUAAUACAUUCAACACAAUUGAUGCUGUUAACAUUUUAAUAUCAACUUUUGAUGUUGGCAACGAAUGGCAAAUGCAGAAAAAUCAUGAAGCAUUAAUGUCCCUCACUUGAUGACCCCCAAAGAAACCUGCUGAUAUUUAAUAAUAAUUUAUUUGUAUUAGAAUGUUUUACUCAAAAUCCAUUCGUUAGCAAGGUUAGAGAUUGCCAAGCUGAUCACUGUUGUGUUGGACUCGCCUAAUUGAUGGGGCGAGCUUGAUAUUCCUGUGAAGCUUUGCAAGCUGUAGCAACUUUUGAAGUAUAUUGAUUUGGUUUCUCCAUUUUCCUCAGAUGUUUUCUUCACUAUUUGUUAAAUGUUUACCUAAAUUAUGCUUGACAUAUAGAAACAAGGAACUGCAAACGCUGGUUUACGCAAAAGGACACAAGGUGAUGGAGUGACUCAGUGGGUCAAGUAGCAACU
This is a messenger RNA of Amblyraja radiata (thorny skate), 1601 nucleotides long. It is a transcript of the gene nme5, whose product is annotated as NME/NM23 family member 5. Gene Ontology annotation, molecular function: nucleoside diphosphate kinase activity. The transcript has 5 exons. Gene Ontology annotation, cellular component: cilium. Bases 415 to 1047 code for a protein of 210 amino acids. Gene Ontology annotation, biological process: GTP biosynthetic process; negative regulation of oxidative stress-induced intrinsic apoptotic signaling pathway; UTP biosynthetic process. The record is from RefSeq and is a predicted model, not a curated record. NCBI's taxonomy places the organism in Eukaryota, Metazoa, Chordata, Chondrichthyes, Rajiformes, Rajidae.